AUGGGGGGAAUAGAGAAGACAAUCAUUGCCAAAACCGUUUGUAACUUGAACUUUGAAAGAUUCAAAUAUAGCAUUUUCCUUGCAAAUAUUAAAGAAGCUUCAAAACAACCAAAUGGUUUGGUUCGAUUACAAAGACAACUACUUCGGGAUAUUUUGAAGGGGAAGAAGCAAAAAAAUUGCAGUGUUGACGAAGGGGUCAUGAAGAUUAAAGAUGCUAUAUGCUGUAAAAAGGUUUUUGUUGUUCUAGAUGAUGUGGAUCAAUUGGAUCAACUAAAUGCAGUAUUUGGGAUGCGAGAGUGGCUUUACCCCGGAAGUAAAAUUAUCAUAACAACUAGAAAUGAGAGAUUGCAAAUGGCUUAUGAAGUGUGUAAAAUGUUCAAGGUUAAUGAAUUGGAUAACCAUCCAAUUGAGGGCUACGCGGAGCACUCACGAAGUGUACUACAGCACUGUGGAGGGCUUCCUUUGGCUCUUCAAGUGUUGGGUUCCUCUCUCCGUGGCAGAAGUGUAAAGGUAUGGGAAAGUGCAUUGGUGAAAUUGGAAGCAAAUCCUGAUAAUCAUAUCAUGGAAAAACUGGCUGUAAGCUAUGAGUCUCUGCAAGAUGAUCUGGAUAAGAAACUAUUCCUCUAUAUUGCUUGUUUCUUUGUUGGGAAGGACAAGGAAUGUGUGGUUAAAAUACUAGUGUCAUGA
Molecule: messenger RNA, 687 nt
Organism: Camellia sinensis
Lineage: Eukaryota; Viridiplantae; Streptophyta; Magnoliopsida; Ericales; Theaceae
Source: RefSeq, a predicted model, not a curated record